Messenger RNA from Rhopilema esculentum, 5358 nucleotides. Its product is annotated as ubiquitin thioesterase ZRANB1. Lineage: Eukaryota; Metazoa; Cnidaria; Scyphozoa; Rhizostomeae; Rhizostomatidae. Gene Ontology annotation, biological process: protein deubiquitination involved in ubiquitin-dependent protein catabolic process. Gene Ontology annotation, cellular component: cytoplasm; nucleus. The record is from RefSeq and is a predicted model, not a curated record. Gene Ontology annotation, molecular function: cysteine-type deubiquitinase activity; K63-linked polyubiquitin modification-dependent protein binding.
ACUUCCACUAAGUUAUACUGUACCAAAUAGCGAACUUGAAACUGACUGGUGACAUAAAUUCUCAGCUUGCAGAGGACGAAGGCAAUGAAAAAAUGCAAAAGCUUUUGCAAAAGCGAACUCCCCGUUUUGGAAUUUUCUCGCUGUGGCAGUGGACAACGUUUUCGAGAAAUCCAAAGACUAGUACCCAGAUCUCAGUUUAUGACGUAAAGAACCGCAGUCAGAUAAUAAAUGGACUGAUUUGCAAAUGGAAAGCAGAAACAACAUGGCCUAAGAAGAUUCAAAGUCCACCAAUUAAUCCAAUCAUGGUCGCUUGGAACUAGAAUGUGCUAAGUGAACUGUAUGACGUCAAUUUUAACAUAGUUCGCUUGUUUCUAAUCAUGUUUUGAGUUCUCAGAUGCCAGGGAAGAGAAUAAUUUGACGACCCGAUAUUCCUCGCUGCGACCAGCCUGCCGAAGUGAAGUUUAUCGCGUAUCUGUGUAUUUUUUUCAAGCCAUUUACUUAAAGAAGAAUACCUCGAUUUUGUAUCAUUUAAACUCUCGAAUUCAAGCAGAUUGGAUAUACGUGAGUUUUAAGGAUAUUACGAGUCUAUUUUACCAUGAUUAGAGAAGAACGGACUUAAAAACUAUCAGGGUUUAGCCCCGAGUAGUUGCCCAGCAGGCGUAGUGAAAUUACCAAAACAAAUAAACCAAAACCUAGGCCUUGAGUCGAGCGGAAAAGGAUGGUCAUGAGAUGAGAGCGAAAAGCACUUGUUGUUGACUAGAACAUACUGGACAUCAGGUCUUCAGGAAGAGCUAUCUGAGUUGAGAGAUAAAUUACUAGCAUCGGAAAUUGACAGAGAAGCAGCUGAAUCGAAAAACGCGACAAAAUGCCAAGAAACGAACAGAAUAUCAAAUGGCCAUGCGAGUAUUGCACCUAUCUUAAUUGGCCAACGGCUAUGCGAUGUGUUAUGUGUAGAGCUGUUAAGCCAUCAAAUCUAGCUGCUUGUGAUGUUAUUGAUGACAGUGGAGAUGGCCAGUUGUCUAGAAGUAGCUCUGAUGAGAUUAUUUGUCCUAGUGAAGGUGCACAUCAGUAUCCUUCAAAAAAGAAGUCAGCAGUUGAUAAUAAAUGGCCUUGUCAAUCUUGUACAUAUCAAAAUCCCAGUAAGAGUGAAACAUGUAUCAUGUGCCAAGAAAGAAAACCUGAUGCAGUAAGACAGCGAAAUAUAGAAAAUGCUGAGAGCAACUUUGUUUCUGACUCAAAUGUAAGGAAUGAUUCCAAUAUUGAAAGAAAAACUAAAUCACUCCUAAAGUCAAGCAAGUGGCCAUGCUCAAAGUGCACUUUUGAGAAUUGGCCAAAGUCUCCAAAGUGUGCACUUUGCAGUACACCAAAGAAUAGAGCCAGAAGUGAUGAGGGAAUGGUGAAGGUAGGCAAUGCAAAGAAGUCACAUUCAUCACCUUCACUAAAAAACUCACCUCCUAGGUCACCAAGGUCACCUCUUGGUGCUUGUAAGAAAUCUAGUGAUUCUUCAAUUGAAGUAGCGAGAAUUGAGGAUGAAGCAGUGAUACAACUCUCUGAUUCACUGCAAGCAUCAUGCAAGCUAAGGAAUGACAGGGAAGAUAUUUUGCAAAUUCGAAACAAAAUGACCAACAAAGAUUGGCUAUGGCUUGCUGCUUGUAGAGGUAUCAGAGAUCACAAUGUGACAGCUGUCAAGAAAUACCUGUCUGCUGGUGGAGAUAGAACUAGACAGUUGACAAAAGAAGACAUUCUUGUUCUUAGUGAGCCUGAAAAUUUUGAAAUUGGACAUACUUUAGUACAUCUUGCUAUUACAUUUCAAAGAGAGGAUAUUUUGCGUAUAUUGCUAAGACCAGAGCCACCAUCCCGGUCUCUAAAGAGGCUUCCGUCACACCUCAGUCCAGACCUUGCUGCAGCCAUCAGAAAACAAGUUGCGUAUUCUCUAAGGCAAAAGAAAGGAGCAUUCCAGUGCCUGUUUUUUACUGAGCAAGUCACAUUCUUUCUUCCUGGAGAGAUUCAUAGUUUCGAUGUCAGAAUUCAGCAACAAAUUUUCAGCGAAAUUUUGGAUUUAGAUGUGCAAAAAGUGCUGGAAGAAGAGUCGUUGAUAAACUGGAGCAGCGAAUUGAUUGGAUACUAUAGCAGUAGGAUCUAUCCAUUAUGGAACAGAGCUGCCGGCGACUGUCUGCUUGACUCAGUUUUGCAGGCAACUUGGGGUGUUUUAGAUAGAGAAAAUAUUCUAAGAAGAGCACUGUUUGAAAGCCUUAGUGAAGGACAAAAAAGGUUUUUUCCGCGAUGGAAGGAGGCAGAGCAAAUUCAAGCCAGUGAGAUGAACUAUUCUUUGGAUGACCAUCAAUGGAAACAGGAUUGGCUUAACACAGUGUCACUGGCAGGAACGGCUGGUACAAGCUUGGAACAGACGCACGUUUUUGCAUUAGCUCAUAUUUUAAGACGGCCUAUUAUUGUAUAUGCAGUCAAAUACGUCAAAAGUAGGAAAGGAGAGACCAUUGACUAUGCAAGAUUUGAAGGUGUUUAUCUGCCCCUGUUGUGGGAAGAAGAUUUUUGCAUGAAAACCCCUAUUGCUCUUGGAUACACUCGUGGCCAUUUUUCUGCUCUUGUGCCAAUGGAAUCACUGAACGAGAGAAAUGUUGGUGCAAGUUCUAGUGUAGAUGUCAACGAAGAUACCCAUGUGACAUAUUUACCCCUGGUUGAUCACGAGGGACGGUUGCUUCCAAUACAUUUCCAAACUGUAGAAGAAAUUGGCCAGGAGGAGCGUUUACUACAAUCUUGGUUAGACUGUUGCUUCACAAACAACGGCAUUCUUGUUGCCAAGCAGAAAGUUACACCUAGGCCUGCCCUGGUAGGCCAAAUGAUCGACGAGUGGCUGAACAGAUAUCACCAUCUGCAGGAUGAUAUGAUUGGUUCACGUGGUGCUUUCAAAAUAUAGCUUUUAUAUCUGAAACUGACUUAUUCCCCGGUAUGGUCGUGUUGUUGUUUGGAGUACAUGCAAUGUAAGUGGGCGGUAUUGUUAAAUUUAUUCUGGUUUCGCUAUAUUCUCGUCUUAGUGGCUUGUCGAAUUGGCUUUUCCUAGUAUCCUCUUUGUUGGAGAUGUCUCCAGCAUAUGUAAGAGAUUAUCUUUGCCUUAAAAUAUUCAAAAGUUUCGUUAGAUAAAAGAAGCAUCGGUGUAUGUGGUGAGAGAGAAUGAUAUAUUCAAACGAUAGCCAGGAUUAACGAGCUAUAUGCUUUUUGACUUUACUUAUCUUUCUGUGAAUGGGUGACUAUCAUGUCUCUUCCCAUUUCUCCACCACUGCCCCUCCAACCUUUAGACGAAAUAGAAAAUUUGUUUGGGCCUUUCUAAUCAACGUCUCAUCAAGAUAUUUGGACGAUGUUUUAAAACCUGGUCAAACUAUCAUGCGCUGCUGCACGGCUAACUUCAGUUACUACGUUUUUACUGCAGUUCAACUUACUGCGCUUGCGCGAGUCAAGCAUAUGUUUCGUGAGGUGGCCAAAUGACAGCAAGAUUGUUGAUCAAUCAUGAAAACAAAAUGUUUUACGAAAAGUUUGGUGGAAAUAUAAUUUCGUAGUACGCCAUCAAACAUUGGGAAAAUUCAUAAAACCUGGUGAACAAACGAAUACGUUAUGUUUUUCAACAAUAACUAGAUGAUGUUUUAUGUCAAUGAUUGAUUUGUGUGGCUAGGGCGUAUAUGAGUUCUUGUCAAUCACUACUUUAGGUAACUCCUAUCCCCUGGGCCACUCCCUGAGUAUGCCUUAAUUACGUUUUCCCACACAAUGUGAAGGUUCUUGUAUUACUUUUUAUCUUAACCAUGCAUGCAUUUUCUGGAGCAAUCGAGCCCAGAAAAGAAAUCCGACAACACUUUUUAGUACUGCAAGCUUAGAUGAUAAUCGAAAAGCCCAGAACAAAAGUACGGCCUAGCACGGAAGAAAUCAAUAUCAGGGAAAUUGAACUGUGUUGAUGAAAUAGUGCAUUUAUUUAAAUUUAAUGAAUUGAAUAUAUAACGAGCAUUUGGAAAGUAGGUAGGAUUUUGUGAAUGCAGUUAAGUUAGCUGAUUCCUCGCGUUGUUUUUCUUUAGUGAAACAUGUGCUGUGUUGCUUUGCAAAAAAGUUCUACGAGGCUUGCUCCUUUUUGUUUUAUGUGAUCAUUUUGUUAUUGCCAAAGAGAAGCUUUGUCCAGUGUAAAACCUCCAUACCACCACAUAACUCCUCUUUUAGAAAUAACCCUAAAGAUAGAAAAAAAAUAGCCAACUAUGGACCUUGGUGACAUCAAUGUACUUGUUUAUGUAAUCCCUUGUAAUAUGAAAUAUCAAGAUGUAUGCAGGUACUUUUCGCUACAUUUGCAUCGCAACCACCUGUUUGUCAAUAGAAUAUGGCCAGCUUUAUGUCAAUUCUGCUGCAAAUAGAUCCCUCUUGUUUCCUAUUCUCGCAUUACAGAUGUCUUCGUGGGUCUAUCUAUAAUUUAUAAGUUGAAAAUCUUUCAAACACGCCAACUUGUACCGCCUCCCCACCUACACAAGAACAAAAGACACCAAUUCGAAGUCAGAUGAAGAAAAUAGAGUGAAUCAUGGCACUUGCUAUGCUGAACUCAAAUAUACAACCUCUGAUAUUUACACCCCCUUCACCUGUCUUUCGUGUGAAACGAUUUUACUUAUAAUUGACAAACACAUUCACACCUUAAGGUAUUUCGUUCUUAUGUCCGUUGUUUCUUAGCAAAAUUGUCCCAUCUUCCAUGCCAUGGGCUGAGGGGUAAGACUCGAGCUUCUAAAAUAAUAACGUGUUUGCGUAUGAAGUGAGAGCUGAGAGGUUGAGUAAAAAGAAACUAUGAACUGUAUGGUGGGAUGAAAUUUGCAUGUGAACAUGUGGUGAUUUCAUCCCACCUGCCAGCUUAUGACUUGAAAAGUGGGAUAAUUUUGCUCAUAGUAACGCCCAUAUUCCAAAGCAAGUUCAGAAGAUAAGUGAGCAUCGUUCAGCAAAGCUUAUUCCAUAAGUCAUCGGAAAACUCAAACUUCAACUUUGAUGGCCUCCUUAGAAUGGCCUUUUUAAGAAAUGCGUUCUAGUUAACAUUACGCUUGUUUUUCAACCUUGUAUACCUGAAAUUGAGGUGCGAAUCCUGGCGUGCAUCUCUCUUUAGCAUCCACUUGCACAGCAACACCCUAAGCCAGUAUUGUUUAUGUUAUUGUGUGUUAUUUUGUAAAAUAGCUUGUAUUUUCUAUUAUUAAGCAUAUAGUAAGAAAUGAAAUUGAUAUUACAACUUAUAUGAAUUGUAUCAUGUAGGUCUUAAAGGACUAUUUUGAUACGAACCCUUAGCUUCGCUUACCAGCAUCGAUGUUGUUUUGACGAGAAAAAUAAAAUCGA